AUGGGGGAAGACAGCUGCGUCGGGCAGACUCUGCGGCGUUGGCGGCCGAAUGUGUUAUUUUGGCUUGUGAUGUAUUUGGGCCAGCAGCGUCCGCUCUAUGCUGCCUCCGGCUACACAGACACCACAAAGCACUUGGAUCGGCCUGCCAUUGCCAAGGCGCUCAUAGACGAGCUCUUCCUGGGCAUCGACCCGCUGCUCGCGGAGGCCUCGCCGAACUCCGUGGAGAGCGCGAUGCCGCCGGACAAGGGCAUGACGCACGUGUCAGCAAAUGACAUCGACAUGGUGCUCGAGAUGGCAGUACAGCCAGUGCUGCUGUGGCUUGAGCUCGGCGCCUUCGAGGGCGGGUCCGCAAUACUGACAGCCCGCCGCGCCGAGGCCAGGGCCGCGGCGUCCGCGGCGCUCGACGCCAGGACAACCGUCGUUGCUGUCGACACCUUCCUCGGCGACAGGAAGGUGAUCUGGGAGAGGCCUCCAGAGGAACGGCGACAGCUCCUACGCCCUGAUGGCACCAUCGCGCUGUACGACCGUUUCCGCACGAAUGUAUUGAAAGCUGGGUCCGCGGCCGCCCUGGUGCUGCCGUUGCCCGCCACCUCCGUGACCGCGCUGCGGCUGAUGCCUGGCCUGGCCGACCGGGGCCUGCUGCCGAGGCCACAAGUGAUCUACCUCGAUUCAGCGCACGAGGCGGGGGAGGUAUUCCUCGAGUUGCAGCUGGCUUGGGAGGCUGUUGCCCCCGGCGGGGUACUCUUCGGCGACGACUGGAGCAUCGAGGCGGUGCGGCGCGACGUGUUGUCGUUUGCGGCGGCGCGGGGGGCGGACGCGGACGACUCGCUGGGGCGGCAGGCGGCCGCCGCCCGCAGCCCGCGCACGCUGGGCAGGGUGCGGCGGGGCCUCUUCGUGUCGUACCUCAGCUUCCAGUGGUUCAUGCGGAAGUCGCCGGAGCUGGCUGGUGCCAGCGGAGGGAACAUCUCUUUGACCGAGAGCAUCGCUACUCUUGGAAGUCGAGGAGAUGUUGGCGAGGACUGCUGGAGCGGUGGUUUUGGCGCAGCAGAUUGUUGCGAUGAGGACCGGUAUGGCCGAGGGGGCAAUCCUAAAUGUUGGGACCUCAUCUUCACUUUCGACAGCUGCUGCCAGGAAGCAGCGGCAACUUGGUGA
Prorocentrum cordatum is the source of this 1152-nucleotide messenger RNA. The record is from the annotation of a GenBank genome assembly. Lineage: Eukaryota; Dinophyceae; Prorocentrales; Prorocentraceae.